GGCAGUAUUGCGGUUGACAUCGAACCGUACGGAUCCGUCGCAAAUUUUUCUCGACGAAGAUACGUCUUAUAAGUUUUAUUCCGAUUUUACUUCGAAAAGGUGUGUGACAUUUUUUGUUUUCCCAAUCUCGCUCGUCGCCGACGAUUCAACAGAUGUUGUCGUGUCUCCGGAGCGAUCGCUUCAACCGUGUUUACAACAUUUAUUUCGAAAAUUUGAAAGAGGACGAACAAGACAAGGGGAAAUAAGAAACGCGAUAUUGUGUAUUCUCAAUAUCUAAAACUACCAAUCCAAUAGAUAUUUUUUUACUUCGUGACUGCGAGAUUUGUGGAACACGGUGCGACAUUGCUGACGCAAAAAAACACUCACACGCAUAUGAAUACGCGUGACGGGCGGAACGCUAAAUGUGUGUGAAGAGCGCCGCCCGGUUGGAUGGGAACUGAACGUUUUUCUCACGUUCGAUCGCUCGAGUUCGAUUAGAAAUUGAAAGAAGCCGCCUAUUUAUAUCAAAAAUGAUAGCGUUGAACAGAUUCUUCGAGAGAAUCGGCAAGGAUUUCCGACAGAAGGAGCUGGUACCGUUGAAGAUAAUAUUCUUCGUUCAAGCGUCCACGCUCUACGUGCUCUAUCCGUACUUGACCAUACACAUGAGAGAGCUGGGAAUAAACGUGGAAGAGACUGCGAUCAUGAGUUCCAUCACUCCUCUGGUGGCGAUGAUAAUGCCGCCGCUCGCCGGCAUGUUAGCCGAUCGGAUCGGAAAUUUCAGAAUCUUGCUGUCGGUGUUUUCUGCGUUCGGAGGCCUGGCGGCGUUAUUGCUGUUAUUGGUGCCAAUCGGCAGGAUGACGGUACAUUUUCCCGAGAGGAUAGUUAUGGAUCUCGGUUGUCAAGGUGAUAGCGCGGGCUCGCUCUUCCACACAAUGAGCCAGACGCAUCCAUGCGAGACGAAAUUAAGACCGGAGAUCACGAUGAGAGUAGAAAGUUGCGGAUUCGUGUGCCGCGUGGAAGCUGGCAACGAGACGGAUGCGAUUCUGAAAUCGAAAUUUUAUAUCGUCCGACACUCCGAUUCACGGAUCGGCGUUAACAUCUCGUACAAAUACACGGUUGCGCACGCCGACUUGUCAACGAGCACCGAGCAGGAGGAUAUGAAGGAGCAUCGGCAAAUGAGGAACAACGAGUUCUUCAAGACCGCGAUUCGACGGAUCUCCAAGACGCGCUAUUUCUUCCCGGCGGAUCAGCUGUUCUCGUUCGCUUGCGUACCGUCGGACGAACACGCUCAGGAUAAUAUUGACAAUUUCACAUCAUCAACCCGCGAAAUGUACAAACAUCUCACGUCCUGUAGUUUCGGUCGUUUGAUCACGCCGGAGAACAACGUCGACCGAACGAUCAAUUAUCACUUGUACAAGUCGAAGAUCAAAAAUCUGGAACCGAACGAGGAAGACUCGCGGGAGGAGCGAGCGAGAUACUCGGUCGAGGGUGUAUCAUGGAUUGGCGAAAACUUUCAAAAACCCGUCUGCGACAAUCUGGAUGACGACGACACGAUCAAUCGAAUCGCGAUAGACGCGCGACUUUACGAUAGCGACGCGAAAACAAUGUCGACCCCCCCGCGAAUUUUGAGCGCGAGCGCUUGCGACAAGAGAUGCGUGGUUACCGCGCCUCGCAACGAAAUUUGCUCCAAUAUGAACGUGCAAGUUGAACACAAUGUAAGCCUGACAUUCUGGCUUUACCUCGUAAUUAGAGUCUUCAUAGGUAUCAUCGGCGGCACCACCUUCGCCAUGUUCGAAGGCGCGGUCAUAGCGAUAUUGCGCGAGCAGGACGCGGAUUACGGCCUUCAGAGAAUUUACGGCACCAUAGGGGGCAUGAUAUCCUCGCCCCUGUCGGGUCUUCUCAUAGAUUACGCCAGUCGCGGCAAAGGAUACACCGAUUUCAGACCGGCGUUUUAUCUGUACGCGGCGCUAAAGGUCGUAGGUGGUGUUCUGAUGCUGUUGAUCAAUUUGGAAUUCAAAGCGCCCGCCACGAACGUCGUGCGCGACGUCUUCAUCGUGUUGAGGAACAUCGAGACCGCCGCGCUCUUUCUCACCUGUUUUAUUCUCGGCACCGCAUGGGGAUACAUCGAGUCCUUCCUCUUCUGGCUGAUCCAGGACUUGGGCGGAUCCAAGUCGCUCAUGGGCAUCACCAUAACAGUCGGCGGUAUCGCCGGUAUACCGUUACUGGCGCUUUCCGGGCCGAUAAUAUCGAGGCUCGGUCACGCGAAUGUGAUCUUCAUCGGAUUUGUGUUCUACGCGAUCAGGCUUCUCGGAUAUUCAUUGGUCUACAACGCUUGGCUCAUGUUGAUCUUCGAGGCGCUCGAAUCGGUCACGUCGUCGCUCAGCUUCACCGCGGCCGUUACUUACGCGGCGAAGUUAUCGACCACGUCCACCGACAGCUCCAUACAAGGAUUACUCGGCGGCGUUUAUUACGGAGUCGGCAAAGGUUCCGGAAGCUUGAUCGGUGGUUACCUGAUGAAGGCUUUCGGCACCAGACCGACCUAUCGGAUAUUCGCGGUGAUGACGUUGGUGACCGGCGUCAUGUAUUUCAUAUUCAACAUCACUUAUCUGAGAAAGCGAUCGCGUCUCGAUAGAAACGAUCUCGAGAAGCAGAAACCGAAGGAACAGUCGCGUAACGACAGUUUGGACAAGAGCGCGAACGAAAUCGGUUUAAACGAGAAGCCGCAAGACUUGGAACAAAUCAACGACAACAAGGAUAACGACGCGGACAACGAGUUUUCGGAAAAAACGCGAAACAACAAGACGUCGACGAACGAGCGAGGCUCGUUGAAGCGAAUUGAAAGCUUGAGAAACGCCAAGAACGAGCAGCAAAAUCCGAGCCCGCGGGAGAGCGAGGCGGCGAGCGACGAGAAGAACUGCUUCGCCAAUCCGACCUUCGACACCGACAGUUCUGAUCGGUGCGAAAUCACCGAGAGGAAUCAACGAACAGACGACAAGCUCACCGAUCGGGAGUUCAAUUCUCAAUUGUGAAAGCGCAUGUAUAUAUAUAUAUUAUAUGUAUUUAUGUAUAGAAUUUAUAAAAAUACACACACAGACGCGAAUU
Pseudomyrmex gracilis is the source of this 3081-nucleotide messenger RNA. RefSeq names its product major facilitator superfamily domain-containing protein 6. Bases 510 to 3008 code for a protein of 832 amino acids. The record is from RefSeq and is a predicted model, not a curated record. Gene Ontology annotation, cellular component: membrane. NCBI's taxonomy places the organism in Eukaryota, Metazoa, Arthropoda, Insecta, Hymenoptera, Formicidae. The transcript has 12 exons.